ACGGCGGGAGGUGCUCUGCCCUGGCCAGGUUUGGCAGGGCUGGGGGCUGCCUGUGCCGGGCAGGUUGCGGCUGGCACGGUGGUGGAGCGGCUCCGGGGGCUGGCAGUCAAGCGUUGCCUUUUGUUGACUCUAAAAACACGGCUGCUUCUGGUGGGAAACUGAGUGUGGCUGUGUGCUGGGGAGAUUGCGCGGCACACAGCCUCGGUUCCUGCUCCGCGGAAGGAAAUCCCAUCGGGAUAGUAGGCUGUGGCGUGAAAGGACGCGUUUUAAAAUAAAAGGACUCAAAGAGAGAAAAAUAAACCAUCCUGAGACUUGGAGCCUGGAAUGUUAAGCGUGAGGCACAGCAUGUAAAUGACUGGAGAGAGACUUGCAAGGCAGUCCCCAAGAAACUGAGCCUGGCUGUAAAAUAAGCAGGUUACUGAUAGCCUUGCAUAUAUUUACGAGGUACGGUUAUAAGAGUAGCUUCCCCCGCUGCCCUGUUCCAGCCCGCGCUAUGGGAGGUUGUUCUCCAGGAAGGAGAGUCACUGGUGGAGAAACCUUGUCUAGCAAUUAAAGCCUUGCAGCCUGGAGGUCUUGACUGUGUUCCUAGAUCUGCCAGUGACUUGCUGUGUUCUUGGAGCAGCCAGAGCGGCUGUCAGUACCCGGGGUUUCCAGCUCUAUAAUAGGAAGAAUACUUUUUCUAACUCGGAGGGAAGUUGAGAGGCUCAGCGGACGCGUGCACACGCGGUGCUCGAAGAUUGGUGAAUGGAAAGUGGGACAGAAACGCGGAGCGUGAGUCCUGCACAUGUGAGUGUCUGCCUUUGCCGGUUAGAAAAUACUGGCUGCGAGUGUCUGCAGAGCAGCUGUGAAUGUUGGACUGUAGAUAAGGAGAGGAGCAAGGAUGUUGUUUUCCAAACCCUGCGCGGUGCUGGGAGCCAUGCUCCGAUGUUUGGGUGUGGCCUGUGAAUGCACCAGCAGGAUCCGACUUCCCCUUGCAGAAGAGGAGCUGCACGCACGUUGCCUGACCCUUGAUCGCUCAAUCCCUUGAACAAAGCGAUGGGACUUUACUGCGGGGAUGAGACAUCGGUGAGCAGCGAGGACUUUGAUAUGAAUGACUCCACAUGGAUCUCAGCUGACCAGCACCUGAACUCCAGCCUGAGCCCCAGCCAGGACGAGAGCAUGCGCAGCCCGCAGAACCUGCACGGCCACGAGGAUGAUGACUCCUCGUCAGAGAGCUGCAGUGGGAAUGGCUCCUCCACCCUGAACCCCUCCACCUCCAGCAGCACGCAGGGCGACAGCGCCUUCCCCGAAAUGAACGGGAAUGGCACUGCGGCCCCCAUGGACUUCACCGCCUCCGCCGAUGACCAGCCCAUCAACCUCUGUGACAAACUCACACCUGCCCACGUCACCCCUUCCUACCAGUCGGACAGCUGCAGUGCCGACGGGCUGCGCAGCAGGGUCAAGUACGCGGUGAAGACCACGGCAGAGUCCCCUCCAUACAGCUCUGGCAGCUAUGACUCCAUCAAGACAGAGGUCAGUGGCUGCCCCGAGGACCUGACCGUUGGCAGGGCCCCCACGGCCGAUGAAGAUGACGAUGACCACGAUGACCAUGAAGACAACGAUAAGAUAAAUGAUUCGGAGGGAAUGGAUCCAGAGAGGCUAAAGGCCUUCAAUAUGUUUGUGCGCCUUUUUGUGGAUGAGAACCUGGACCGGAUGGUUCCCAUCUCCAAGCAGCCCAAGGAGAAGAUCCAGGCCAUCAUCGAGUCCUGCAGCCGGCAAUUUCCCGAGUUCCAGGAGCGGGCGCGCAAGCGCAUCCGCACCUACCUCAAAUCCUGCCGCCGCAUGAAGAAGAACGGGAUGGAGAUGACCAGGCCCACACCGCCGCACCUGACCUCGGCCAUGGCGGAGAACAUCCUGGCUGCCGCCUGCGAGAGUGAAACGCGGAAAGCAGCCAAGAGGAUGCGGCUGGAGAUCUACCAGACCUCCCAGGACGAACCCAUCGCUCUAGACAAGCAGCACUCCAGAGACUCCACAGCCAUCACCCACUCCUCUUAUUCACUGCCAGCUUCAUCUUACUCCCAAGACCCGGUCUACAUCAAUGGAAGCCUGAACUACAGCUACCGUGGCUACGGGUCCCUGGGGGGCAGCCUGCAGCCGCCCGCCUCCCUGCAGACAGGCAACCACAGUAACGGUCCGACCGAUCUCAGCAUGAAAGGUGGGGCCUCCAGCACGGCCCCCUCCAACAGCACCAGCAGGGGAAUGCAGGCUGCCCAGCUCAGCCCCACGGAGAUCAGUGCGGUGCGGCAGCUCAUCGCUGGCUACCGAGAGUCGGCGGCGUUUCUGCUUCGAUCUGCAGACGAACUGGAAAACCUCAUUUUACAGCAGAACUGACUCCCUGUGUCUGCAUCGCUCCUCUAUCGAGAAGACAAUUUAUACCUGCUAGAAAGAGGCUCCCAGCGGUGUCCUGCUCAGGACCGCCAUCGUCCUCCCAUGAAGUGGCGGGUACAUGUAGUUUUAGAAGGUGGAAUCCAAAAGACCUGUUUUCUUUUACACUCCAAGCACCUGGGACUUCAGGCACAAGGACAUGUUUUUGAACCGUACCAACACCUGUGCGUCCGGCCGACCAGAAGCCAAAUCUGCGGCUUGGAAGGAUGUGGGACUUUCAAGGGCAGAAGGGAGCCUGGGGAGGUUUGGGGCUGCAGAUGUAUUUAGAAUGACCUUUGUGGACCCAAAUGUUAGAUUCCCAUCCCCGGAUAAUUUCCAAGUCUUAGGUGAGCUGAAUCACAUAUUUAUUGAGAAAUGGACCCUCCUCUCCCCUUAGUAAUUUAUUUUUCUGAAAAUGGAUUCUUUUGAGUUUGUACA
Falco peregrinus (peregrine falcon) is the source of this 2841-nucleotide messenger RNA. RefSeq names its product nucleolar protein 4 like (gene NOL4L). The transcript has 8 exons. Lineage: Eukaryota; Metazoa; Chordata; Aves; Falconiformes; Falconidae. The record is from RefSeq and is a predicted model, not a curated record. The coding region runs from base 1036 to 2370 and encodes 444 amino acids.